GGCUCCUCUGUCAGCCAAUGAAGAAAGCCCUUGUACGCAUGCCCUGCUUUCUCCAUGUGAGAAGUGCUACAUGCUAAAGAAUCAUCAUGCUUCGUCGAGAAGUGAGACAGCGUCGAGAGUACCUGUACAGGAAGGCCCAGGAGGACCGGCUCCGAACCAUCGAGGAGAAGAAGCAGAAGCUCAAGGGAGCACUUGAUGAAAAUCGUCUCCUUCCAACUGAAGUACGCAAAGAUGCCCUGGAGCUGCAGAAACUACUGGAGUACGACGAUGAAGGAGCAGAAGGUGUCAGCUCACACAUGGAUGAUGAGUAUAAAUGGGCCGGAGUGGAAGAUCCUAAAAUCCUGGUGACCACCUCCAGAGACCCCAGCUCCAGACUCAAAAUGUUCUCCAAGGAGAUAAAGCUGAUGUUUCCUGGAGCCCAGCGCAUGAACAGAGGAAACCACGAGAUGAACGCACUGGUCGGCGCCUGCAAAGCCAACAACGUCACUGACCUCGUCAUCAUACACGAAACCAGAGGAAACCCAGACGCCCUGGUGGUGUGCCACUUGCCUUUUGGACCCACGGCAUACUUCACCCUGUACAACGUGGUGAUGAGGCACGAUGUUCCCGACAUCGGCACCAUGUCUGAGGCCUACCCCCACCUCAUCUUCAACAACUUCUCGUCCCGCCUCGGCACCAGGGUAUCAAAUAUCCUCAAGUAUCUCUUCCCGGUACCAAAGGAGGACAGUAGGCGGGUCAUCACGUUCUCCAACCAAGAGGACUUCAUCUCUUUCAGACAUCACACCUACAAGAAAACAGACCACAAGAACGUGGUGCUGACUGAAGUCGGACCCAGGUUUGAAAUGAAAUUGUAUAUGAUCAAACUGGGCACCCUGGAGAACGAGAGUACGGCGGAUGUGGAAUGGCGUCACCAUGCAUACACACACACAUCCAAGAAGAGGAGGUUCCUCAGUGUGCAAUAAAAAUAGUAAUAAAGCAAACUGUUGUACAAAACUGUGCUUUCUGGACUAUGUUUUAUACCAUUCUUAAAAUGAAUAUGGUGUUUUUUAAAUGACAAGUGAGUUUAUUUGACCAAAUAUAGAGGGUUUCACACAGUCAAACUGCAUCGUAUUCAUCAAGACUAACAGUCAUUUUCAAAACCAAAUUCAAAAUGUUAUAACUGUUGUACUAUUUUAAAAUAAAAUGUGUAUCUUUACAUUUA
This is a messenger RNA of Trematomus bernacchii (emerald rockcod), 1201 nucleotides long. It is a transcript of the gene imp4, whose product is annotated as IMP U3 small nucleolar ribonucleoprotein 4. The transcript has 9 exons. Bases 87 to 962 code for a protein of 291 amino acids. Gene Ontology annotation, cellular component: nucleolus; small-subunit processome; Mpp10 complex. The record is from RefSeq and is a predicted model, not a curated record. Gene Ontology annotation, biological process: rRNA processing. Lineage: Eukaryota; Metazoa; Chordata; Actinopteri; Perciformes; Nototheniidae. Gene Ontology annotation, molecular function: rRNA primary transcript binding; snoRNA binding.